Messenger RNA from Cercospora beticola, 2364 nucleotides. RefSeq lists its product as uncharacterized. Lineage: Eukaryota; Fungi; Ascomycota; Dothideomycetes; Mycosphaerellales; Mycosphaerellaceae. Gene Ontology annotation, cellular component: chromatin. Gene Ontology annotation, biological process: regulation of transcription by RNA polymerase II; DNA-templated transcription. Gene Ontology annotation, molecular function: DNA-binding transcription factor activity, RNA polymerase II-specific; RNA polymerase II cis-regulatory region sequence-specific DNA binding; zinc ion binding. The record is from RefSeq and is a predicted model, not a curated record.
CUCCUGCCCGUUUUGCAGUCAAGCCUUCGCACGCCGCGAUGUUCUUGUUCGCCACCUCAAGACCUGCAAGGCGAAACCCAACACCAAAACCGCGUCCAGCCUGAUCGCAGUUCAGCAACGGGGCCGCAAGAGGAAGUCUUGUGAUUCCUGUAUACGUCAGAAGAAAGGCUGCAAUGGCACUCAACCGUGUCUUCCGUGCGCGCACCGGAAGCAGACAUGCGUUUACACCGAUCGUAUAAGUACUAAUCAAAAAGCUGCAACGAGUAGUCGGUCUGAUGUCGAACAAUGGCUGCAGCGUACGCACGAUGAAGCAAAUGAACGUGAGCUCGGAGCUGAAGACGCCGUGUCGGUCUCGAUGCCCAACGAUAACACAACGCCUAAUCCACAUGACUGGCCUCCAAUCGAACCCUUCUCGGAUCCUAGCCCCGAAUCGCAGACGUACACGUACGAUGCGACUGACGACUUACCGCUGCCGAAUGGUACCACUAAUCGUGGUGACUGGACUUUGGAGCCCAACGUGCGCCGCCUCGAGUUCUUGUCGAAUUUCACCGAUACGAAAGGUCUUGCGAGCUCGUUUGAUUGCGGAAGUCUAGAACAGCGUGCUAUGUUUAUCGAUUGUCUGGGUUACCAGUAUGUCGACUCGCAGCUUGACGCAACAGUGGCCGAAAAGUCUCAUCACAUUGUCGCGGCCAUCGAACGCAGUAGCGAGCUGCUUGCUCGGAGAACAGGUUCUGAUUUAGGUUGGCCCGAAUCUCUCAAAACUGCCUGCUAUGAUUUCUUUACACCUUCCCAGCUGCAAUUCCACCUGGCCGCAUAUUGGGCAUUGUGGCAUCCGAAUUGUCCGAUCAUUCACAAACCAACUUUCGCCAUUGCCGAAUCCCCUUCGACGCUCCUCGCGGUCAUGGCCUUACUCGGAGCAUGCCUCAGCCCCGUAACAGGUCAUCGAGAAUCUGCCUUGCUUUGGCUCGAUGCGGUUGAAGAAUGGGUAUUCUCAGCACCUGAACUGACAGACGAUCCACUGCAAACGGACAGCAGCGCGCAUAAUUUCGCAAAGCUUCAAGAACGCCUAGACGCGCUGAGAGCAGCAUAUUGUGUGAUCUUGCUACAGACCUGGGAAGGCGCCGAGGCAGCGAAACGAAGAGCCAGACGUUCUCGCUAUACGGACAUCAUCGGCAUCUUUAGAAGCGUCUGCAAUGAAGACAUCUCCCAUGGGGACCUCUCGCGCUACAUUCAAGGCCCAUCGAGAGUUCAGGCAUGGAAAGAGUUUGCUCUCAGAGAGGAGCUGAUACGCACAUUGACAUACGUUGUGCUCCUCGACACAGCAUACGUCAUCUUCAACAACACUCCACCACGCAUGGCUCCAGGCGAAGCUCGAUUCUCGUUGUCCUGCCCAGAACUUUGCUUCCAAGCGGAUAAUGUGUCAGCCUGGUCUGAUGCCAUUCAGUCAUAUGCGCUCUCUGAGCUCGGUCAACGACAGCCGCUGGUACAUCAAGUUCUUUCGAUGCUGUGGGCGGACAGUCUAUCAGAUGCAGAUGAGGUUCUACUUCGCUCAAUGAGCUCGUUGAACCUCUUCAUUCUCGUUCAUCCACUGCACGUACAGCUUUUCCAUGCUCGUUGUCACCCGCUACCAACAAGUCAAACUGCCCUUGUGAGACGAGCUCUCGACGCUUGGAGAAGGAUCUGGUUGGAGAGAAGUGAUCCGCCUGGUCUUGAAGAGAGGACACCAACUCGUGCUGCUGACUGUUGGAAGAGACUUGGUUUCGCCAGGCACGCCCCAGAAUUCUGGUGUCUGGCAGACUUGAUUCUGAACAGCUCGGAGAGCAUGCACGCGCAAUCCUACGAUCAAACCAACGGAUUCGCUGGCAAGAGCUUGAUCAGCCAGCUGCUCAGUCGGUACGACGAGUCGGAUAUGAGCCAAGUACACAAGCUGGUUGAUCUAUUUGGAAGCAUGCAGCUGGCCACGUGAGAAGGCACCCUCCUUCGCUGGGCUCGAUAUGCUGACGCUUGAUUUUCGAUAUAACAACCAUAUCAUUGGCCACGAAUCUGUGUGGCAAUACCUCCUACAGAACAUCAGGUGACUGUGUAACAGCCAUUCUACGUGUGGGGAAUUUUCCGACGACACGCUUCCCACUUUCGGCAGGACCCCUCACGACGAUCAAGCUGGUGCGCCCAGAGUAUUCAGAGAUCUAAGUGCCGAACCACUGGAGGACGGAGCAGUACUGCCGCGUACAAUGGUGAACAUAUAAGAAUCGUCGUAUGCCUCUGAGUGGUACCUGUCCCCUCUAGCUCUACCCCAGUCUCAAUUCCACCAGCAAAUCUGUCACAAUGAAGCAAGUCGAUGAACUACAAGGCGAAGAUGGCAGC